UCCUUCUUCAUUCUGGGAGGAUGGUGCAUGAGGUGUUUUCCUUCUCCUUUCAAAGCCACUGCUCUGAAAAAUGGGCCUGAGCUCUUCCAAGGCACACCCCAAGGUGACCAAGGUGGCACCAAUGAGCACCAGGGAGGACCUGCCCGCUCUCACCACCCCGUAUCGACUCCCCAGCAUGUCAGGAGCGCUCAGCCUGCACCCACCGGCCGCAGCGGAGCGGGGAAAACCCAUGUUUCACCUGCAACUUCCACCUCUCCGGGAAACCUGGUACGGGAGAGCCUCUGCAGGGCCCCUUUCUUUCAACACCGUGCCAGAAAAGGGAGAAACCAGCAUCAUUAAACAGCACCCACCUCGAAGACCUCAAAGGCUUGAACCUGCUGGCCUUCCACAAGCAAUUACUCCUACAAAGCCCUGGAGUCAGCAAGAAGUGGCUGCAACCCCAAAAAUGAAGGCUCUGGAGAAGAGGGGGCAAAGCCUGAGACACCUCCCUGGCAGGCGGCAGCACUUGCACAAGCUGCAGAUGCUGGAUUUGACCCGCAGGCGCCGAGAGGCAGAGCUGAAGCGAAAUCUCCACAGGGAGGCAAAAAUCAAUAAACAAAAAAUCAAGGAAUUCAGCCCGAAGAAAGUCCUUGACACUCUCCAGAGAGGCGACAGCGCCGAAAGCCAAGACCUCGUCCCUGCUGAGCACAAUCAGCGUUUUCAUGGAGACGACCGUGGAAACACGUGGGGUGGAGGACUCUCCAGGCAGCAUGAUGGGGCUGAACUUUCUCCAGGCAAGAGCAGGAAGGUUGACCUGUGGUUCUGCAAGGAGUCACGGACAAGGGAUCUGUUCUGGGACACCUCCAGCACGGGCUCUGAGGAGUGGGAUAGGGAAGAGAAGAAGAUUUACCGCAAACCUACUCUUGUGAGAACCAAGACGGAGAGAGUUUCUCUCUUUGAUGACUUCUUUGAUAAGGAUUUCUAGUGUCAUGGGUUGGGAUGAGAGGGAUGUGCCAAAGAAACAAGCCCCACGUCUGGUGGGGCUGGAUGGAUGGACUGAGGGUGGAGACACGAUGUCCGCAGUAAGUGGUGUUUCUGGGAGUAUGGGCCAGUGGAAAGGACAGCUGGAAAUGAGGAGAUCGCUGAUGUGGAGUGAAUAACGACUGCCUGGGUCAUGUGGCUGAAUCAAAAUAUCUGGGGGAAAAAUAACUUGGACAAUGAAGUAGGGGGAGAGGGAGGAGGAGGAGGCUGGCAAAAAAGCCAAGCAGAAGCUGGAAAAUAUUCUGGGUUAACCUCAAAUAUUAAGUUCUAACUGAAAUGAAAUAUUUCGCUUGUCUUUGGAUUACUCAGCCUUUCUGUUUAACUAGUUUUUAACAUUAUAUCCUUUUCUAAACCACAAAAACCCAGUUCAAAAUGCAAGGUAAA
Messenger RNA from Grus americana (Whooping crane), 1404 nucleotides. It is a transcript of the gene CCDC198, whose product is annotated as coiled-coil domain containing 198. NCBI's taxonomy places the organism in Eukaryota, Metazoa, Chordata, Aves, Gruiformes, Gruidae. The transcript has 6 exons. The record is from RefSeq and is a predicted model, not a curated record. The coding region runs from base 71 to 964 and encodes 297 amino acids.